Molecule: messenger RNA, 579 nt
Organism: Dimorphilus gyrociliatus
Lineage: Eukaryota; Metazoa; Annelida; Polychaeta; Dinophilidae
Source: the annotation of a GenBank genome assembly
GAUACUACCAAAAUCGCUUGGUCAAGGACAAGACUUUGACGGUCACUCGGAACUCGGGUAAAUGCUUGUUUUUCUCUAGUAUCUAUUCAAAUUGUAAUAUUUAAUUUAGUUCAUCUGAUAAGAUUUUAAUAAAGUGAAUAAUCCAAUACUCUUUAUAGAAACCAUCUUCUAAGAGCAAUGUUUCGUCAACUGGUUUGCAGGGGAGCUCGCUUAGCUCAAACAAAUACAAGGUUCUUUGCUACAGCUGCACCGACCAGUCAAAAACUCGAUCCUAUUCAGCAACUAUUCGUCGACAAAAUUCACGAAUAUGACAAAAAAGCUAAAUCGUCUGGCGACAGGCUUGUAGAAGCUACGACUGCCUUGAAAAAAUCUUUGUCUGAUGAAAUGGAAAAAAUUGAACGACAAUAUAUUGGAAAGAACGAAGAUCCCACAUCCUUCCCAUCUUUCUCUUUUUCCGACCCCACUUUGGAAGCAGUUGGAAUCGGUGAUGUUAAAGCGCAAGAAGCUGAAAAAGCAACAGAAACCCAAGCUGUAGUUGAAGAAGACUACCGUGCAGAAAAAGCUGUUUGGGACAUUUAA